This is a messenger RNA of Aspergillus terreus NIH2624, 360 nucleotides long. RefSeq names its product U6 snRNA-associated Sm-like protein LSm4. Gene Ontology annotation, molecular function: U6 snRNA binding. The transcript has 3 exons. Gene Ontology annotation, biological process: P-body assembly; nuclear-transcribed mRNA catabolic process; spliceosomal snRNP assembly. NCBI's taxonomy places the organism in Eukaryota, Fungi, Ascomycota, Eurotiomycetes, Eurotiales, Aspergillaceae. Bases 1 to 360 code for a protein of 119 amino acids. Gene Ontology annotation, cellular component: P-body; U6 snRNP; spliceosomal tri-snRNP complex. The record is from RefSeq and is a predicted model, not a curated record.
AUGCUGCCUCUCGGGCUCCUCACGGCCGCCCAAGGCCACCCGAUGCUCGUGGAACUGAAGAACGGCGAGACAUUGAACGGCCACCUCGCCAAUUGCGACAACUGGAUGAACCUCAUACUCAAGGAAGUCGUCCAAACUAGCCCUGAGGGUGACCGGUUCUUCAAGCUGCCCGAGGUCUACAUCAGAGGAAACAACAUCAAAUAUCUGCGGAUCCCCGAAGAAAUCGUCGAAAUGGUCAGAGAGCAGCAGCAGAACCAACCAUCCGGCCGCAGUCGCGGCGGCCACCGCGGCGACAGAGGUGACCGGGGUGGUCGUGGUGGGCGUGGUCGCGGACGGGGCCGCGGCCGAGGCGGGAACUAG